UGAGAGCAUUCAGACAGUAAAGGAAAGUUCCUCAGCAUAACACUUCAUUUUUCAUUCGUACGCCCUUCAAGACUUGUUUCAGGUGGAUUUCAUUGGACCUAGUUAAAGUUAUGGCUGACGCAGUUCCAAAGUCUGGGAAAUGUGGUUCCUGUCCAGAGUUAAGGAUUGUUUUAAUCGGGGGAAGAGGAGAAAAUGGAAGUAAAAGUUCUACUGGAAACUUGAUACUCGGUCAAAAUGUUUUUGACACCAGUGGUAGAACUGCUCAAAGUACAGCGAGACAGAGAGAGGUUCACGGCAGACUAGUGACUGUGGUUGAUACUCCAGGAUGGUGGUGGGGAUAUCCACGAGAAGACACUCCAGAACUGGACCAGAUAGAAAUCCAGAACAGUGUCCAUCUUUGUCCUCCAGGUCCUCACGCCUUUCUUCUGGUCAUUCCUGUUGAGUUGAAUUUUCCUCUGAUUUUCAAAUCAUCUCUGAAAGAACACUUGGAACUUUUUAAUGCAGAUUUGCUCAAACACACAAUUGUGCUGUUCACUGCGUUUUCCUCAUACAAAGAGGAAAACAUUCAACAUUAUGUCAAAGUAAACCCAUCAGUUCAGCAGAUUCUUCAACUAUGUGGAAACAGAAAACAUUUUCUUCAUAUCAGUGACAGCGCUGACAGAACCCAAGUCUUGGAGCUGUUCAGGAAAAUUGAAGAACUGGUUACAAACAACCUCAACAAUCCUUACUCAGUGGAUGAAACUCAAGGAAUUAUUUUGACACAAAAACUUCAAAGUUUUGUAGAAAAUGCAUCAAGAAGACGCAACAAAGUGCAGAAAAAAAGACAGAAUCUCAGAGCUCUGAUUGAAGAUGUCAAAGACUUACCUGAUCAUUUAAAGUUGGUCAUAGUUGGUCAUGAGUGGUCGGGCAAGAGUUCAGCAGGAAAUAUUAUUCUAGGAAAAGAUGCAUUUGAAGUGAAUAAAAACUGGGAUAGUCCAAGAACAACACAAUGUGAAAUAGGUCACAGUGUGUUUGCAGACAGACGACUUACAGUUGUAGAUUCUCCCGGCUGGUUUUACAUCCUCACCCUUCAGGACACCAGUGAGAUGGACAAACUAGAAAUAGAGAAUAGUUUGUAUAUGUGUCCUCCAGGACCACAUGCAGUUCUCCUUGUGGUUGUUCUUGGAACUGCAAUUAAUGCAACGUACCAGAGAUCAGUUCAGGAUCACAUGAGUCUGUUUGGAGAUGAUGUUUGGAAGCACACAAUCAUUCUGUUUACAUUGAGUGACUUUCUUGGAGUGAAGACUGUAGAGGAGAGGAUAGAGAGUGAUGAAGGGCUGCAGUGGCUGGUGAACAAAUGUGAGAACAGAUAUCAUGUCCUGAACAACCUGGAGCCCAAUAAUAGAGAACAAGUAAAGGUUCUCCUGGAGAAGAUUGAGGAGAUGUGGGCAGAAAAUGAUGAUCCUUAUUAUGAAGUCGACCAGAGAAGAGCAGCAGAAAUGGAGACUCUGAGAGAGGAUGCAGACAAAAGAGCCAAAAAGAUGAAGAAGAUCAUUGAAAGACAGUCAAGAGUACUGAAAGAAAUCUUUAAAGAGGAGAGACAGUCACUCAGUGAGAUCAGAGUUGUUCUGUUGGGUCAGAAAGGAUCAGGAAAAAGUGCUGCAGGAAAUCGGAUUCUGUUCAUGGAAAAACUUGAAGAAGGAUUUCACACAGCUGGUAUUAAGAAGGACAAUGAAGAUCAAAGAGUUUCUGUGAAACAUCAAGGACAUUUUGAUGGAGUUAAAGUCUCAGUUGUUGAGGCUCCAGGCUGGUACAAAGACACAAAAGCUCCUGACUGGCUCAAACAUGAAGUUCAUCGUAGUGUUUCCAUGUGUGAUCCGGGGCCUCACACUUUUCUCCUGGUUGUUCCUGUUUGUAAAUCAUUCACUGACAAAGAUCUCAGAGAUUUUGUUGAUCUCCUGAAGCCCUUCACUUUGAAAGUGUGGGCACACUGCAUGGUUCUGUUCACAUGGGGAGAAUGGCUCGGUAAACACUCAAUAGAGGAUCACAUUGUCAGAGAAGGAAAAGCUCUUGAUGAGUUGUUGACACAGUGUGAUAACAGAUACCAUGUUUUCUGCUGGGAAGAUUCUGAUAAUCCUGCACCAGUUAAAGAUCUGCUGCAAAAAGUUAUUGACAUCUCAACACGAAACAGGGGAUGUUUCUCACAUGAAGACAAACAAAAAAAGGCAAAAAUUUUAUCCCGGCAAAAAAAACAAUCAACCCUGACAGAAGAGGAGUGGAAGAAGAGAGAACAGAUGCUGAUUGACAGAAUGAUGAGAGUUUUAGCGAAUGAACCAGAAGAAACAGGAAUACAACCUGUGAAGGUGGCACAAAGCAUGGAUGAUACUGUAAUUCCUGACAUGAGUGGAGAUGCUACUUCUGAAUAUGGGAGCAUCUCAGGACUUCGAAGAGGACACAGAAAUGUUUCUGAAUGGUUGAAACAACGUACCAGAUUCUCUGACGUUACCUCUGGGAUCAGCAGCGCUUCUUCAACAGCAACUCUUGUGGAGGAGUUUCAUGAAAAUCUCUCAUUGGAACAAGAUUAGCUGAACAUCGAUCCACUUCCAGAAAAGAAAGAAAUCACUGCAACUUUCAGAGCUUUUUAAAACACGACAAAUAUUCAGUGCAGACAUUCAUUUUAAACCACACAGACACAGAACUGAAACUAAAAUACAGAACAGAGGAAACUUUAAAAUGAUAAGGAUGUUGGUUUCUUACAUUCAUUGAUACAAUUACUAAAGAUUUACUUUUUUAAAACACUUAUUAGUCUUUUAACACCUUUCAAAUAGCUAAACAUCUUUUUACAUUUAAUAUUUGUUUUCUUUUGGUCUUUGAUUUUUUUAAUCAUAUAUUUAAGUGGUAACUUUCUGUUGUAUAAUAUUCCUCACGUUUUUUUCUUUUUUUUAUAUUUUAUUUUUUCAUGGAAAGUUGUAUUACAUUAUAAUUUAUUGUGCACGCUUGUCCACAUCUUAUACCUUACAAUGCAGAUCAUUACAAUAAGAGAAAAAAAAACACAAAGACUAGCAUUAAAGUUUAAAGAUUGCACAAUCCAAAAGUUAGUUUAUAAAGUUAAACUCUGACCAGGUUGGUUUGACAUAUUCUGUCCAUUUUGACCAUACUUGAUUGAACUGAUCUGUCCGUAUUUGAAUUUAAAAUGAGAGUUUCUCCAUCGUGUAAAUACUAUUGAUAAUUGUGAUCCAUGCCUUUAUUGUUGGUGGUUCCCUGUUGAGCCAUCUUUUAGUAAUUGCUUUUUUACUCGCUGCCAGCAGGAUGUAUACAAGUUUUUGUCUGAUGGGCUAAGACCUUCAUGAGUCCAGUUACAAAGAAAAUGGGAAAUCAAUCAUAAACACAUUCUUUAGGUGUUUGUACAUUUCUAACCAAUAAUUUUGAACAACUGAACAGCUCCAAAAUACAUGUAAAUUAUUUGCUCCACUGCUUCCACAUCACCAACAUUCAUCUACAUUAUUUUGAUGUUUCUUCUGUACAGGGGUGAUAAAAAAUCUUGUGACAUUUUUCCAGCAGAAUUCACACCAUGAGUUUGAACAGGUGGUGGUCCACUGCACAUGGAAUAUCCUUUCCCAACUUUCUUGAGUGAUUGAUAAACUUCCUUCUUUUUCCCAUUUUUUCUUUAUGUAACAUGUGUUAUGCCUUCCACUCUGUAUCAUGCCAUUGUAUAGCUUAGAAAUGACUUUGGUUGGUGAUUUUGUUUUUAUUAAUGACAUAAAUAUUUGUUUAAAAAAAACAUGGUCUUCUAUAAGAAUUUUAGUGUUAUGGUUGAAGUAGUGCCUGAGUUGUAAAUACCUGAAAAAGUCCACUUGGUCAAGAUUAUGUUUUUCCUUAAGAGUGUCAAAAGCAAGAAGUGCCUCCUUGUGGACAAAUGAGAAGUAGUCUGUCAACCGCUUACUGAUCCAGUUCAGGAAUCUAUUGUCUUGUCUGUUUGGAAUAAAUUCAGAAUCUUAAACACACCGUGUCAAUAUCUUUGAAUAAUCCUCCGGAUGAAAGUUUUUCUCUGUUUUUCUUCUUUCUCUGAUCCACUGACUAAGUGGUUCAAUACAUAAAGUAAAGAGGAGUAGAGAGAUACAGCAUCCCUGUCUUGUUCCUCUCUCUAAAAGAAAAGAUUCUGUGAGAUCUCCAUUUAUCUUAAUCCUUUCUACAGGUUUUUUAUAGAGUCCAGAGAUUAUUUUGAUUAUGCAUUUAUGAAAACCAAAUUUAUCAAGCACUUUAUAGAGGAAGGACCAUCUCACUGAAUCAAAUGCUUUUUCUGCAUCCAAACUUAUCACUAGACUCUCCAGUUUUUGUAGUGAAAUCUGUUCCAGAAUGUGUAGAACUCUUCUAAUGUUGUCCUGUGUUUGCCUUUGUUUAAUAAACCCUGUCUGGUCCUGGUGGAUUAAAUUUGGUAAAACUGUUUCUAAUCUUUUUGAUAUGAUAGAAGUGAAGAGUUUGUAGUCUAUAUUUAACACACUAAUUGGGCGAUAGCUGCUACAUUCUACUCGGUCCUUUCCCUGUUUUAGGAUGACAGAGAUAAUAGCUUCAUUCCAUGAAGGAGG
Oryzias melastigma (Indian medaka) is the source of this 4565-nucleotide messenger RNA. RefSeq names its product GTPase IMAP family member 8. The record is from RefSeq and is a predicted model, not a curated record. The coding region runs from base 111 to 2564 and encodes 817 amino acids. Gene Ontology annotation, molecular function: GTP binding. Lineage: Eukaryota; Metazoa; Chordata; Actinopteri; Beloniformes; Adrianichthyidae. The transcript has 7 exons.